Molecule: messenger RNA, 528 nt
Organism: Notodromas monacha
Lineage: Eukaryota; Metazoa; Arthropoda; Ostracoda; Podocopida; Cyprididae
Source: the annotation of a GenBank genome assembly
AUGGGCUUCAGAUCCGUCGGGAAGUCGUCUCUGACCAUCCAAUUUGUUGAUGGUCAGUUCGUCGAUUCCUAUGACCCAACAAUAGAGAAUACAUUUUCGAAGCACAUUAAGAUUGGAGGCCAGGAAUACGAAUUGAAAUUGGUCGACACUGCUGGCCAAGAUGAAUACGACAUUUUUCCGUCGCAGUAUUCCGUCGAUAUCCACGGCUACGUCUUGGUCUACUCGAUCGCUUCCAGUAAAAGCUUCGAUGUUGUUCAAGUGAUUUAUGACAAGUUACUCGAUAUGACUGGGAAAGUCAGCGUACCGAUAAUCUUGGUAGGCAACAAGAAUGAUUUGGAAAUGCAGCGGGUUGUGCCAUCCCAGGAAGGUCGGAAACUUGCGGAUUCUUGGAAGGUUCCGUUUGUAGAAGCGUCAGCGAAAGAAAAUAUGAGUGCACUGAGGGUAUUUCAGUCGAUCAUCCAAGAAAUCGAGAAAGCUGAAGGCAACGGCCCGCCAGCGCAAAAGCAGAACUCCUGUGUCAUUUCCUGA